Messenger RNA from Orbicella faveolata, 882 nucleotides. RefSeq names its product V-type proton ATPase subunit D-like. Gene Ontology annotation, molecular function: proton-transporting ATPase activity, rotational mechanism. The record is from RefSeq and is a predicted model, not a curated record. Lineage: Eukaryota; Metazoa; Cnidaria; Anthozoa; Scleractinia; Merulinidae.
GGUAGCCAAGCUAAACAUUGGUACAAGGGAAGAAACAGAGAGGAAGAGAGAGAAGAUUUAGGGUUGAACAUUUCUGCGCUUUUCUCAAUAUGUCUGGCGGAGGAAAAGACAGGCUGAACAUAUUCCCUUCACGAAUGGCCUUAACGUUGAUGAAGGCUCGUCUGAAGGGAGCACAGAAAGGUCACAGUCUUCUGAAAAAGAAAUCCGACGCAUUGACGAUGCGCUUCAGGAAAAUCCUUAAACAGAUCAUAGAAACCAAAACUUUGAUGGGUGAUGUAAUGAGAGAAGCAACUUUCUCUUUAGCUGAGGCAAACUUUGCUGCUGGGGAUUUCAGCUAUGUUGUUCUGGAGAAUGUUGACAAGGCACAAACAAAGAUUCGUCUCAGGAAAGACAAUGUUGCUGGUGUUCAGUUACCAAUAUUUGAAGCAUAUGCUGAUGGGACCAACAGUUAUGAACUGACUGGUUUGUCUCGUGGUGGUCAGCAGGUUGGAAAGUGUCAGGAAGUCUAUGCAAAGGCUGUAAAACUGCUUGUAGAACUGGCCUCUCUACAGACUGCCUUCAUUACUCUAGAUGAGGCAAUCAAAAUCACAAAUAGAAGAGUGAAUGCUAUUGAGUAUGUUAUCAUUCCUAAAAUUGAGGCAACAAUAACAUACAUCAUAGGAGAGUUGGAUGAAAGAGAGAGAGAAGAAUUUUACAGGCUUAAGAAAAUUCAAGAAAAGAAGAAAAUUAUGAAAAAGAAGGCAGAAGAAGCAAAGAAAGCAAAAGGAAUAACUAAUGGUAAGAGUCAAUGAGUAAAUUUCAGUAACAUCACGUUACUAAGUACAGGGUAUAUAUAUUGACCUGUUCAGUGGUGGAUCCAGACCUCCAACUAAGGGGAGUGGG